Messenger RNA from Candida tropicalis MYA-3404, 924 nucleotides. RefSeq lists its product as uncharacterized. The coding region runs from base 1 to 924 and encodes 307 amino acids. The transcript has a single exon. Gene Ontology annotation, cellular component: cytoplasmic ubiquitin ligase complex; cytosol. Gene Ontology annotation, biological process: autophagy of mitochondrion; nucleophagy; autophagosome assembly. Gene Ontology annotation, molecular function: Atg8-family ligase activity. NCBI's taxonomy places the organism in Eukaryota, Fungi, Ascomycota, Pichiomycetes, Serinales, Debaryomycetaceae. The record is from RefSeq and is a predicted model, not a curated record.
AUGGCAUCAAUCAGAUCAAAGAUAUCUAGUUUAAGAGAAUAUUUAACUCCAAUUAAUCACAAUUCAAAUUUUUCUACAACUGGGGAAAUUAGUCCUGAAGAAUUUAUUAAAGCGGGUGAUUAUUUAGUUUAUAAGUUUCCAACUUGGGAAUGGUCAAGUUGUCCUAAAAAGGAAUUAGAAAAAUCAUUCUUACCAUCAGAUAAACAAUUUUUGAUUACUAGACAUGUUCCUAGUUAUCAAAGAGCAAAUACUUAUUUAACUGGAAAUGAAAAUGGAAACGAUGGAGAUGAUGACGAAGAAGAAGAAGUUGAUGAAGAUGGAUGGGUUAAAUCUAAACAAAUCAAACAUGGUAAUGAUCAUAAUUAUGAUGGUAAGAAAGGUGAAGAAAUUGAAGAAAUUCCAGAUAUUGAUGAAUCACAUGAAGAAGACGACGACGAAGAAGAAGAGGAUUUUAAUGAUUCUGAAGAAUUUGAUAUAAUUGAUAAUAAUAGGUUAAGAAAAUAUGAUUUAUAUAUAACCUAUUCAACUUCUUAUAGAGUACCAAAAUUGUAUUUAGUUGGAUUUGAUUCAAAUGGUAUUCCUUUAUUACCUAAUCAAAUGUUUGAAGAUAUAAAUCUGGAUUAUAAAGAUAAAACGGCUACAAUUGAGAAAUUACCCGUGGGGAUAAAUACCACAUCUGUUUCUAUCCAUCCUUGUAAACAUUCUUCUGUUAUGAAAGUAUUAAUGAAACAUUCAAAAUUGAAAAAAGAGGAUAUUAACGAAGAUAUAAAGAAUUUAUCAAUUGAUGAUAAGAAAAAACAAGAUGUAGAUCUGGAUCUGGAACAAGAUGGAAUAAGAGUUGAUCAAUAUUUAAUUAUAUUUUUGAAAUUUAUAGCUAGUGUUACUCCUGGUAUUGAAUAUGAUUAUACCAUGGAUGCUUUAUAA